AUGGACCCUCUCGACGUGGACCCGGACUCCGAAUCGUACGACUGCCUAGACGAAGUGUUGCAACUAUUCCGUGCGAAUACAUUCUUCCGAAACUUCGAGAUCAAAGGGCCUGCCGACCGCCUGUUGAUAUACGGAAUCUUAUUCGUGUCUGACUGCCUGACCAAAGUGAAACCGCACAUGGACUCGAAGAGCGCGGAGAAGGCCCUCAUCAACGGCGCCCUUGAGCAGUUCAGCAUUCCCGGCGAGCCGGGCUUCCCGCUUAACCAAGCAUUCGAGGCGCCGAGAGACAGGAAUGAAGCAGAAGCACUGAGAAGUUAUCUUUCACAGGUGCGGCAGGAGCUGGCUAUGCGGUUGCAUGGGAGAUUGUAUCAAGGAGGGGUUGGGCCGAGUAAAUGGUGGUUGAGCUUCUCAAAGAGAAAAUUCAUGGGAAAGAGCUUAUAA
Capronia coronata CBS 617.96 is the source of this 441-nucleotide messenger RNA. Its product is annotated as actin like protein 2/3 complex, subunit 3. The coding region runs from base 1 to 441 and encodes 146 amino acids. Gene Ontology annotation, molecular function: actin filament binding. The record is from RefSeq and is a predicted model, not a curated record. The transcript has a single exon. Gene Ontology annotation, biological process: Arp2/3 complex-mediated actin nucleation; regulation of actin filament polymerization. NCBI's taxonomy places the organism in Eukaryota, Fungi, Ascomycota, Eurotiomycetes, Chaetothyriales, Herpotrichiellaceae. Gene Ontology annotation, cellular component: cytoskeleton; Arp2/3 protein complex.